Molecule: messenger RNA, 2812 nt
Organism: Arachis ipaensis
Lineage: Eukaryota; Viridiplantae; Streptophyta; Magnoliopsida; Fabales; Fabaceae
Source: RefSeq, a predicted model, not a curated record
AUUUUUUUUUUCUAUAAAAAAGCGUUACCUCUCAACUCUGCAGCUCUGGUCGCAUUUCACGAUGGUAGACCUUGGUCCUUGCUUAAGCGGUUGAAGGCAAGGCUUUGUCCCACUUUGACUACGGUAAAGGUACAAUGAGAAUCACAAGAAGGUGUGCGCGCGCAAACCUCUUCAGUUUGUUUCCCCCUGUUCUAUCCCGCAGGCUCUACCAUCUUCCUCCUUCACCCAUUGUUAAUGUCGAUGAUGCUGUUGCCUCUUUCACCGCCCUUCUCAACAACCCCAAUCCACCUUCUCAACUCGAAUUCAGUAAGAUUCUUUCUUCUCUUGUUAAGAUCAAACAAUGCCCCACUGCUGUUUCCCUUUUUUGGCAAAUGGAAAAUCGGGGAAUCAUUCCUAGCCUUAUUGCACUCAAUAUAUUGUUGAAUUGUUUCUGCCAUUUGGGUCAUAUGGACUCCGCUUUUUCUGUUUUGGGUAAGAUUAUCAAGAUUGGUUAUGAAUUUGAUGUUAUAACUCUAACAACACUCAUCAAAGGGUUCUGUAUAAACGGCAAGGUUAGGGAAGCAUUAGCGUUUCAUGAUAGGGUAAGAGCGCUAGGGUUUCAGCUCAACGAGGUCAGUUAUAACACUUUGACCAAUGGGCUUUGUAAAAUAGGGCACACAGGAGCUGCUGUUAAGUUGCUAGAAAAAUUGGAGACACAGCCGGUAAAACCUAAUGUAGUACUGUACAAUACUGUCAUCGAUGCGCUGUGUAAAGAUGGGCUUGUAAUUGAGGCAAGCGAGUUGUUUUCUAAGAUGAUUUCAAGGGGGAUUUCUCCUGAUGUCAUCACUUAUAGUUCCCUAAUUCUUGGUUUUUGCAUCAUAAGUCGAUUAGAUGAAGCUGCUCAAUUGCUUAAUGAAAUGGGGAAAAAGGGCAUCGAGCCCGAUGUAUAUACCUUUAGUAUAUUGAUAGAUGCAUUGUGUAAGGAAGGGCGAAUCGACGAAGCACAAAGUGUGUUGGAUAGGAUGUCAGAAGGAGGCCAUAAGCUGAAUGUUGUCCCUUACAAUGCUCUAAUGAAUGGAUACGUCAUAAGAAAUGAAGUCAAUAAGGCAGCUGAGUUAUUUGAUGAUAUGAUGAAAAGUGGUUUGGUUCCUAAUGUUAGGAGUUACAACACUAUGAUCAAUGGAUAUUGUAAGAAUAAGAGAGUGGAUAAAGCCAUAGAACUCUUUAAACAAAUGCGUCACAAAAAUUUGGUUCCUGAUAUUGUAACAUACAAUUCUCUUAUUGAUGGCAUGUGUAAAUCACGAAGAAUUUCCUGUGCACUGGGUCUUCUUGCUGAGAUGCAUGAUAAUGGUCAGUCUCCUAGUUUAAUAACUUUCAAUAUCGUGAUAGAUGGUUUGUGCAAAGUCCAACGUGUUGAUGAGGCAAUUGCGUUAUUCCGACAGAUUCUUGACAAAGGGAUUAGUCCGGAUGUGUACACGUACAAUACUCUUCUUGAUGGGUUGUGCAAAUGUGGAAAAUUAAACGAUGCAAAAGAGUUUUUUCAACAUCUUUUGAUCAACAACUCUCGUCUAGAAGUUAGGACUUAUAAUAUUAUGAUCAACGGACUUUGUAAAGAGGGGUUAUUUGAUGAAGCGAUAACCUUACUCUCAAAAAUGGAAAGCAAUGGUUACCUGCCUGAUUGUGUAAGUUAUGAAACAAUUGUUUAUGCUCUUUUUGACAAAAAUGAUAAUGAAAGAGCAGAGAAAUUUCUUCGUGAAAUGAUAAGUAGAGGUUUGCUAAAGAUAGAGAAGGAUUGCAAGACUACGAUUCCAGUGGAAGUGGAUCGGAUCCUUAGAACAUCCAAAGGAAUCCAAUGACGUUGACAGUUCUCAUAUUUUCAUCGUCUCAGAUGGAUAUUCGAAACAUAUGUGAAAAAUAUCUUUGAUCAUAAGGUUAUCAGCUUCAAUAUAUGAAGGUCAGUAUUUGGUUGAAGAAAUUGGCUUGCAUAGAAACAUUAUUUCUGGCCACUGCUCUUUUUUAGCUAACCAGGCCUUAACCUGCUGGUAUCCUCUAGGCGGAAGUUAACGCCUAAUUCCUGAACCCUCUGUGUUCACCUUUUAGGAGGUAUGGGGGGCUGCUCAUCAAACGCUGUUGCAUAAAUGCCACUCCUAAAGAUCGAACCAGGACAUGACAGUUAAGCAAUUCAAGCAACUACUACUUUUGCUAGGUAUUGUGAUUCUUUUUGCUGGUCACUGCUAACCUGCCGUUGUUAGUAUUUUGUGCUCUCUUUGUAUCAGUUUUCUUCUAAUCCUGUUUCUGAAUUAGUUAAAUUUUGGAGAGACAGAUUCAAGGGAAUUCUGCACCUUCACUGUAAUAAUGCUUGACGCAAAACUUUUGUUGUUCUUAAUAGUAAUAAGUAAUUGAUUUAUUAAGCAAUAUGUAGGGUUUUUGGGUUUUGUAAGCCGUAUCAAAAAUGUUGGUUAAGCUGCUUUAUGAUCUUGAGUAGAAUACUUGCGAACUGGAGGAAUGCUGGAUUCGCAGCUGAUCUGACCGGAAACUUCGUCUUCCUUUUUUUCAGGUACGACAUCAGAGAUAUCAAAGUACCGGCAUUGUUGGAUCGUUUCUUAGAUUAUGAAACUGCUUUCUGUUUUAUGCUUGACGGCAAAGCAUUAAUGUAAUCAAAUAUUUUGGAGAUUGUGAUGUUAUCUUAAGCAUCCUAGGCAUGUGGUAGCUUUAGCAAUGUAACCAACAAAAUUCAUGAGAAGGGAGGUUGAUGGUUUUUCUCUCAAGUGAGAUUUGUACAGUUUCAGAAUGGCCUAAAGAAAAACCUCACGCUUGCUACUUUUCAGUUUCA